This is a messenger RNA of Salmo salar (Atlantic salmon), 5359 nucleotides long. Its product is annotated as TBC1 domain family member 16. Gene Ontology annotation, biological process: activation of GTPase activity. Gene Ontology annotation, molecular function: GTPase activator activity. The record is from RefSeq and is a predicted model, not a curated record. NCBI's taxonomy places the organism in Eukaryota, Metazoa, Chordata, Actinopteri, Salmoniformes, Salmonidae. Gene Ontology annotation, cellular component: early endosome.
UGAUGUGUUGACGAUCAUUUGCUUUUGCUAAUAAGACAAACAUACUUCCAAAUGUAAUGUGAUCCUAAUAGUUGACUGGUCCGUGCUUUCACAGAAGCAGCCUUUAUCCAGUCUGCCAUCCCGGAAGCGGAGGAAUUUGGGGGUUGGGUUAGAGAAACAUAGCAGCUCCGCGUGCGGUAGAGGAAGACCGCACGGAUACAAACACGCACACCGCGUAACAAAAUACCGAAGACGUGACCUCAAACUACACGGAUACAACCACCAUAAACAUCGCUUCGGAAUGGAUAAGCGGAAAAGACAGUAGUCUCGGGUGGGACAGAGGAGGAUGGGCGCAGAGUCCUGGUGUCGGUGUAGAUGUCUCUCGGUCGGCUCUUGCGACGCGCCUCCUCCAAGGCCUCGGACCUCCUGACCUUUAACCCAGGGUCGGCGGGGUCGCGGAACAGCUUGGACGGAGAAAUCAUCUUCUCCAAGAACAAUGUGUGUGUGCACCCUGCCGAGCCCCUGCCGGGCCUGCCCGAACACCACCCAGGGUACCUGUGUGUCCACAUGGAGAAGGAUGAGAGCCUGGGAACCACUCUGAUCCUAACCUGGGUUCCCAACUCCCGCAUCCAGAAACAGGACGAGGAGGCCCUGCGUUACAUCACCCCAGAGAGCUCACCUGUCCGCAGGAACGCUCGGCGCAGGCCCCGCAGGCCCCACUCCCGACACCCUCCAGCCCAGGAGGAAGAUGAGGACCGGGAGGAGGAGGAGAGGAUCGGGAGCAGAACUGGGAAUGGAGGGGGCCUGGGUCUGGAGGCCAGCAUAGAGCCCCCUCCUCCCCAGCAGCAGCAGUCCCAGUCUGGGGGGGAUGAGGGGGAUGAGGGGUCCUGUGAGCUGUCGGCUGACGAGGUGAGCAGGGACAGCACCAUGGGCUCGGACUCGGACACCACCUUCUCCUCACCCUUCUGCCUGUCGCCCGUCAGCGAGUCCCUCUUUGAGAGCAGCGGCUCUGUGUUCCUGGACAACGAGAGCAGGGAGCUGUGCGACGAGUCCAUGACCCAUUCUGCCAGCUCCGCCUCCAGCCUGGACAGCCACGCUCCCUCUGAGAACAACAGCCAAUCACAGGGCAUGCGAUGGGAGGAACAGCAGAAGGUGCUGGCGUUGGAGCAGCUGGGGGGAGUGUUCCGGGUUGACCUGGGUCACAUGAGGUCGCUCCGCCUCUUCUUCAGUGAUGAGGCAUGUAACAGUGGUCAGCUGGUGAUCGCCAGCAGAGAGAGCCAGUAUAAGGUCCUCCACUUCCACCACGCAGGUCUGGACAAGCUGGCUGAGAUCUUCCAACAGUGGAAGUGCUGCAGAGAGACCCAGCUCAAAGACCAGGUAGUGGAUGAGAAGUCAUGUAUGCAGUUCUCCAUCCGGAGGCCCACCCUGCCGUCCGCUGAGACCCACCCAGAGGAGCGUCUGUACCGCCGUCUGGACGUCACCACCUGGCUCCGACACCUCAACCACAACGGACAGGUGGAGGAGGAGUACAAGCUACGCAAGGCCAUCUUCUUUGGGGGCAUUGACCCUUCCAUCCGUGGGGAGGUGUGGCCCUUCUUACUGCACUACUACAGCUGUGACUCCUCCUCCCAGGAGAGAGAGGCCUGGAGACUGCAGAAACGCUCCGAGUACCACGACAUCCAGCAGAGGAGGUUGUCUAUGAGUCCUGAGGAGCACAGUGACUUCUGGAGGAAGGUUCAGUUCACCGUGGACAAGGACGUGGUGAGGACAGACCGCAGCAACCACUUCUUCAGGGGAGAGAACAACCCCAAUGUGGAGAUCAUGAGGUGUGUGCUGCUGAACUACGCGGUGUUCAACCCAGAGAUGGGCUACUGCCAGGGCAUGUCUGACCUGGUGGCCCCCCUGCUGACCGAGGUGCAGGAUGAGAGUGACACGUUCUGGUGCUUCGUAGGCCUGAUGGAGAACACCAUCUUCAUCAGCUCUCCCCGCGACGAGGACAUGGAGAGACAACUGAUGUACCUGAGGGAGCUGUUGCGUCUGAUGCUGCCCCGGUUCCACCAGCACCUGACCCAGCUGGGGGAGGACGGGCUCCAGCUGCUCUUCUGUCACCGCUGGAUCCUGCUCUGCUUCAAACGGGAGUUCCCCGACACAGAGGCCCUGCGUAUGUGGGAGGCCUGCUGGGCACACUACCAGACGGACUACUUCCAUCUGUUUGCGUGUGUGGCCAUCAUCGUGCUGUACGGUGAUGACGUGACGGAGCAGCAGUUAGCCACUGACCAGAUGUUGCUCCACUUCAGCAACCUCUCCAUGCACAUGAACGGGGAGCUGGUGCUGCGCAAGGCCCGUAGUCUACUCUACCAGUUCCGUCUGUUACCCAGAAUCCCGUGCAGCCUCCAUGACCUGUGUAAGCUGUGCGGUCCAGGGAUGUGGGACAGUCGCUACAUCCCGGCCGUGGAGUGUUCCGGGGAGCAUCCCGACUCCCAGAGCUGCCCCUAUGGAGGCACAGCCCCCCCCAGCCCUCCCCGUCGCCCUCCCCCCUCACCCAACCCCACCCCACUCCCCGAGGGCAAGAGAGGCUCCAAGACCAGAGACAUCUUCAUGUUUCGGAAGCAGUCCUGAGUUGAAAUAGGGGGGAGGGAGACAAUGGUGCUAACUGUAACUGUUGAGUCGAUCAGGAGCUCCAGUACCACUUUUCUGCCACUUGGAUUCCCAACAUACUGUAUGUGCUUCUCUCUGAUACUUCUCUUCACACUCUCCCCCUUUUCACAAUCCCCAUCUUAUUAAAGGGAUUUUCCACCUGAUCCUUUUGUCCGGUGUGACAUGGAACACUGCCUUAUAAGAAUGUAUAUUUAUUUGGAACAUUCAGUACCACAGACACUUGGCACUACGGUUCCCAUGAAGAAGAAGAAGCUGCUCUGCUAUUGGAGGAGAUUGUCCAAUCAUCACUCUGUGUUGGACUGUAACCGUUCAGGGUCCACACUGUGGUCUAAGGUUGCUGGACUGGAUUCAAGGUGACUCCAACGGUCAGAUACUGACUUGAGGUGUGUUGUCGUACUUUGAACUCCAUCGAAAGGUUUUCAUAUGCUGACAAUGGAAUGUUUGUGUGAAUAAUGGAAUUAUAUAUUAUCUCAGCAUAUUGCAAUCAGGCUGAAUGAAGCCUUUUAACACUACACACUUAUAAACCUCCAUCAACCAAGAGAGGCAAGUUGUCAUUUCAACUGUCAGUAACUUGAAAUAUUGUUACUUUUCCAAUCAUAUAUUUUUUCCGUUCCCUUCAAAGAGGGAGUAUGUGUAUCUGUGGGUUUGCGAUUACAAUAUUUAGCAAUAUAGUACAAUUAUAUCCUUGCAUGAGCAACCCUUUAAGUAUAUAGGGCACAACCUGUUUAGCGAAUAACACAAAGCCCAAAACAGAGGUAUGUAGGAAACGUGUUGUGGAAACAGUUUUCUACAAACAUCCUUAUCCAGAUUCCUGUUCAGAAACCUGUUCAUUUAUUCUGACAUUAUCAGAUUCCUGUUCAGAAACCUGCUCAUUUAUUCUGACAUUAUCAGAUUCCUGUUCAGAAACCUGCUCAUUUAUUCUGACAUUAUCAGAUUCCUGUUCAGAAACCUGCUCAUUUAUUCUGACAUUAUCAGAUUCCUGUUCAGAAACCUGCUCAUUUAUUCUGACAUUAUCAGAUUCCUGUUCAGAAACCUGCUCAUUUAUUCUGACGUUAUUAGAUUCCUGUUCAGAAACCUGCUCAUUUAUUCUGACAUUAUUAGAUUCUUGUUCAGAAACCUGCUCAUUUAUUCUGACGUUAUCAGAUGACACUGCCUGUCAGCCACAAGGAAGGUGGGAUUUAAUUUAUCUUUGAUAAGAGGGGAUAUGAAUAAAUAUGGCAUCUAUCAAAGCAAUAGGGAUUGAAAAAUAAAAAUUAGACUAGAUGUAGAGUUUGUGAAAAAUAUGCAGUGAUGGUUGUGGAUAUCACACCAUUACCAGUCAGUGUACAGUUUGGUCAGCUAGCUACAUAUCGAAUACGAGGCAGGAUAUUAGACAUUGUGUUUGUAAGUUUACUUUAAGUUUGUUUUUGUUAAAUGUCAGACAUGGCGGUUGUGUAUAAGCUCAACAGAGUGUUUUUUUUUUUCAUAUCUAGAAACACAUUGACCUCCACCUUGACCUCCAAGUGAAUGAACACCACAUUGUUGUCACUGCACUAAACAAUAUUAUAAGUAAUUUGAUUUGUACAGCACAGCUUCAAUCAAAUACAAUGAAAUCUCAAGGUUCUUCACCUGCACCAACCAAGUGAAUUUGUCCAUAUGAAUGUAUCCACUUUGUUGCUUUCUAUUCUCUUCACUGUUUAUUUCACGUGUGUGUGUGUGUGUGUGUGUGUGUGUGUGUGUGUGUAAACGGCAGUGACCUCCCAACAUCUGGUAAUGAGUUGGGGAGCAGCCACCAAUAGGCCUCCACUGACCGAUCUCAAUUACACAACACAUCACAGAGAGAGAGAGAGAAAGGGGGAGAGCGGGCGAAAGAGAACCCGACCUGGUCCAAAUACUAUUUGAACUAAUUUUAAGUGGUUUAUUUGUGGUUGAGUGAGCUUGCCUGGCUGAAUAAUGGGCCAAUAGAUUAGUCCCAAAAGGCAGGCAGAUGACACCAAAAGCUUAAAGUAUUUGAAAGAUUUAAAUUUUUUACAUUUGAAUUUAUUUCCCAGAGAAUUAUCAAGGCCUAUCAAGUGAAGUGUUGAGAUCUGCAUGUUUCCUGUAAUCUGUGAGUUCUCACGGUGGCGAGGGUUCUGGGGGUGGGUGUUAGAGUGCCACUCCUGGGGGAAAAACAUCUUCAAAUUGCCACUAAAAGGUAACAUUAGGAUCUUCAAGCUGCUUCCCCUCUCUCUCCUGCUCAACAUGCAGUCUCUGCAAAUGACAUGCAUUACUGGCCCCUGCGUCCAUUAGUCAUCUGUGGCUGCUGCUCGCUGAAAAAGCCUGGAGAUUUAGAUUGUACCAACCACUUUAUAAAGGGCUAACCGAUGGAUGGUAACGUGAUUUGGAAAAUAAUUGGGUGGCAAGGCGGCGGGGCUGUGUGUGUGUUUGUGUGUGUGUGUGUUGCUUAUCUCGAUUCUUCAUCUCUUUCCAUGGACUGCUUAUCUCACAUGUUGAAACUGUUUCUGCACGUGAGUCACUGUAACAUGUCUUUGGGUUUAGCUCUAUUUAAAAACGGUUUGUGACUGAGUUAUCACUGAAUGUACAGUUCUAUAAGGUUCUAUAAUAAUACACAGGCCACUGAUGAGGGUCUACUGUGGUCCUCUGCUUUAGUAUAGCCAACACAUGCAAGACUGGCUUUCACAUGCUGAAGGGCCGUGGUGAAGGCAGAAACAUUGGUGAUUUGAAAUAAAUGGUGUAAAUGGAA